UGCGGUCUAUUUUGUGGACGUCGACCAAAAUGGUUGCGCGAGUUUUUUGCCGAAUUUUUUGGUACAUAUUUUAUUAUUGCAUUUGGUGACGGUGCUAUAGCCAACUAUCUACUAAAUAAAGAUAAUAAACUAGGUGUCGACCAUUUUGCCGUUUGUCUAGCAUUUGGUGUCGGGGUUAUGGUUGGCGUUGCCAUUGCAUCAAAAAUAUCCGGUGCCCAUCUAAACCCUGCCGUUACCGUAGCCCUGGCCUCGUGCAACAAGUUCCCAGUGCGCAAAAUACCCCUAUACUUGCUAGCCCAGUACCUGGGUGCAUUUGCGGGUGCAUUCAGCAUAUUUCUAGCCUACUAUGAGGCUAUCGAUGCCUACGAUUCCGGCCAUCGGAUACCCUAUCGGACAAAUACUACCGGUGCUGUUUCUAUGGCUACUGGCGGUAUAUUUUCAACCUAUCCGGCCGCACACGUAUCGUUAACCGGUUCGCUAGUCGACCAGAUUGUGGCCACAUCGAUGCUCCUAUUUGCCGUAAUGGCCAUAACAGAUCCGGGCGGUUUAAAUACACCGAAACCAUUGGAGCCACCGGUGUUGGCCCUAUUGAUUACGGGUAUAUGUAUAGCUUUCGGCUUGAAUUGUGGUGCCGUAUUGAAUCCGGCCAGGGAUCUGGGUCCCCGUUUUUUCCAGCUAUUAGCCGGCUAUGGCUAUCAAGCAUUUAAACCCGUUCAAUGUCUCUAUUGGCUGACUGCCGGUGUUAUAGGUCCGCACAUUGGCGGCAUACUGGGCGCCUGGACCUACAUGUUGACCAUCAGCGGGGAACGGUAUGUCUACGACGAUGAUGACGAUGAUGACGGCGACGACGAUAUUGGAUCCGAUAGGUCGGACAGUCGACGCCAACAACGCGGCUAUAAGUUACGCACUAUGGAUACACUAGCUAUUGGUGGUGGCGGUGGUGGUGUAGGCGGUGGGGGACUGGAUGUUAAAAAUAAUGGCCAGUCAUCGUCAUCAUCGGAUAGGAUAGUAGAUGAUGGUGGUGUCAAUCAGCCAUUGAUGUCCAUAGUACCUAACCUGGGUACUAUUACUACUAAUAAUAAAUGUAUAGUUAAUUUGGAGACAGCCUAAACUAAACUAAAAAAAAACUUUUACUUAUUAGGACUGUCCUAAUCCCACCCCU
Messenger RNA from Oppia nitens, 1162 nucleotides. Its product is annotated as aquaporin-9-like. Gene Ontology annotation, biological process: water transport; glycerol transmembrane transport. The annotation marks the transcript as partial. Gene Ontology annotation, cellular component: plasma membrane; basolateral plasma membrane. The transcript has 4 exons. Gene Ontology annotation, molecular function: glycerol channel activity; water channel activity. Lineage: Eukaryota; Metazoa; Arthropoda; Arachnida; Sarcoptiformes; Oppiidae. The record is from RefSeq and is a predicted model, not a curated record.